AUGGACAAGAUGAAGCCGACUCUAGCAAAGGCUGCCCCGCCGUCGGUAGAACACGCGUUCAGGUUGCUGUCCAGCAUCUACGAGACCGCCGCGCACAGCCUGUUCGACGUGGCCGGGCGCCUCGUGUCAGCAGGGCUCUCGUCGCUGCACCUGGACAACAUUCAUGAGUUUCUAGCGGGCAUGAAAGCGGGCGAAUCUAGCGAUUCGAACAUUAACGAGCGCGAACCACCAAAACCAAUCUACCCGGAGGUCGCCACGGGCGAUGCACCAUACAGUUUCUCGGAAGCCAAGCUCCGUGGCGCGAUCCACAUCCCGAAAGAGUUCCGGUACGGCGCAGAUGGUGCACCGCAGCCCGUGCUGCUCGUCGGUGGAACGGGGAACUCCGGCUACGUAACGUACGCCGGUUCUUUCAUCCCGUUGUUGCAAAACCCCGAGACGGCCUUCGCAGACCCUGUGUGGCUCAACAUUCCUGGGUACUCGCUUGACAACAUCCAGACCAACGCGGAGUUCGUGGCAUACGCGAUCCAUUAUUUGUCAAGUAUCUGCAGUCGGCGCAUAUCGGUGUUUGGAUACUCGCAAGGAAAUCUGGAUGCACAGUGGGCAUACAAGUACUGGCCGUCUGUCCGCCAACAUGUAGCGAACCACGUAGCAUUUUCUCCCGGCUACCAUGGUACAAAGAUAACAAACCUCCUUGCCAUGGUGCCACAGCCACCGGCUUGGCUACAAUCCACAUAUAACAGCGAGUUGGUCAAAACUAUGCGCAGCAACGGCGGUGACUCGGCAUACGUGCCGACAACGAUAAUCUACUCCUCAACGGAUCAAGUUGUGCAGCCGCAAGUUGGUGACGGCGCAUCGUCACCGCUGAAGGAUGAGCACGGGGCAGGAGUGUCUAAUGUUAUGGUGCAACAAGUGUGUCCCGGGAAACGUGCGGGCGGCUUCUACACUCACGAGGGCAUCAUGCUACACCCUCUCGCCUAUGCAUUAGCCAAAGAUGCGGUACUCAAUGGAGGGCCAGGUCAAGUGUCAAGGCUAGACUUGGAGGACAUAUGGAACAACUACCUAGCUCCAACCCUGACGUUGGAGCAUUUCGUUCUAACAGAAAACUCCGCAGUCUUUGCGGCAGCUGUGACCUUGUUGUAUCAUGGCAAGUCAUGGUCAGAGCCGAAAAUCCAAUCCUACGCAACGUGA
Messenger RNA from Neoarthrinium moseri, 1188 nucleotides. RefSeq lists its product as uncharacterized. The record is from RefSeq and is a predicted model, not a curated record. Lineage: Eukaryota; Fungi; Ascomycota; Sordariomycetes; Amphisphaeriales; Apiosporaceae. The coding region runs from base 1 to 1188 and encodes 395 amino acids. The transcript has 2 exons.